Aureobasidium musti is the source of this 1125-nucleotide messenger RNA. The record is from the annotation of a GenBank genome assembly. Lineage: Eukaryota; Fungi; Ascomycota; Dothideomycetes; Dothideales; Saccotheciaceae.
AUGUGGCGCGAUAGAACCAAUCUAGGACUCAUGUCCGCUGGUGCUUUCGACGAUAGAGAUGCCGUAAUUGAAAUGGAUCGUUUACCCCCACGCUGGCUCGAUGUCCAGGACCAGGUCGCCGAAUGGCUGGAGAACAUCACCAAGCAGAUCAAGAAGUUGGACCAAUUGUGCCAGAAGCACGUGCUGCCAGGCUUCGACGAUGAGCAAGUCAAGAAGAGGGAAGAGCGCGAGAUCGAGGCCAUGACCCAGGAGAUUACCAGAGGCUUCCAAACUUGUCAACGCGCUAUUCGUCGUAUCGACAACAUGGUCAAAGAGUCGCAGCAAACCGGAAGUCUGAGUCGAGGAGAGGAGACCAUGGCACAGAAUCUCAAGGUCUCGCUGGCUACGAGGGUCGGAGACAGCAGCGCAUUAUUCCGCAAANAGCAGUCUGCCUACCUCAAGAGUAUGUUUCAUGCUCUACCUUCAGAAAAUAUACCCGUUGUGACUGACAAGUACUGCAGAANNCUACGCGCGCUUGGUGGCAUGAAUUCACCUCUCGAUCGAGCCACCUCCCCUGUUCAGAACCCCUACACUGAUCCUUCCCUCAUGGAUUCUGAGAUCGAUCGCAGCUCAGCACAAACCACGCUCUUACAAACAAAACAAAAGCAACGCUCUGCCGGCUUGCAUGACUCGACCAUUGCUCAGCGAGAACGCGAGAUCGAGGACAUUGCCCAAGGCAUCAUCGACUUAUCCAACAUCUUCCAGGAGUUGCAGACUAUGGUCAUCGACCAAGGCAGCAUGUUGGAUCGUAUCGAUUACAAUGUUGAGAACAUGGCAACUGAAGUCAAACAAGCGGAGAAGGAAUUGAAGGUUGCUACCGGAUACCAAAAGAAAUCGACAAAGCGAAAGAUCAUCUUGCUGCUGAUCCUCAUAAUCGCUGGUAUGUUCAUCUUGUUGAUGAUCAAACCCAAGAGUCGCAGUGCCCCUGCAGUAACACCGCCACCGGCACCUGUCACGCCAGCAGAACCUCCUGCCCAGCCUCCCAAACCACCACCGCGACGGACUUCGAUCUUGGACGAGCUUAUAGGUACGAGCAAGGACUGGCGAAGGCGGAAGCGAACAACUAAUGGGUUUCUAAGUCUUUAA